AUGCUUCAAAUUUUAACCUCCCCCUCACACAUACUCUCUCUCUCUCUUUCUCUCUCUCUCUUUCUCUCUCUCUCUCUCUCUCAUAUACAUUCUCUCUAUCUCUUUCUCGUUCAACCCUGUUCCUCAUCUCUCUUUCUCUUUCAUACUAUCUCAUUCUAUCUCUCUCACGCGUUCGUUUUUCCUUUUAUCUCUCCAAUUGUCAUGUCUCUCUUGUCCUUCUCACUCAAUAACAUAUAUUUCUCUUACACACUCUCUCACAUCUUCUUUAAGCCUCUCAUUCUCCAUCUGUAUCAAUCACCCAUCCUUAUGUUUCGAUCAUACUCUCUCUCAGUCACUCUCUCUCCCUCCCUCUCUCCCCCUCUCUCUCUCUUUCUAUCAGCCUCUCUCAUUCAUUUUGUUCCUCUAGCUCCCCCAAUUCACUCAACUGCCUAUCUUACUCCCCCAUACAAUCUCUUAUUCUAUCUAUCUCUCGUGGAUUCGUUCUUCCUCUCCUUUUCAUCUCUCCAACUGACUCAGUCACACAUCUUUCUCUUUCCCCUCUCUCUCUCUCUCUCUCUCUCUUUCUCUCUACCCUCCUCCUCUUCUUUCUUCUUCUUCUUCUGA
Acanthosepion pharaonis is the source of this 603-nucleotide messenger RNA. Lineage: Eukaryota; Metazoa; Mollusca; Cephalopoda; Sepiida; Sepiidae. The record is from the annotation of a GenBank genome assembly.